CCGUUCGAAGGUCGCGAAAAUCAUUCUCUCCAGAAUCAUUCAGAAUGUCAGCCCAGAAAGCCUUGUCCCUUGCGGCUACUGUCCGUCUCUCGAGUGGAUAUGACAUGCCCAAACUGGGACUAGGCGUCUUCGAAAACUACGAUUGCAUCCCCGCGUGUCUCGCAGCCCUCAAGUGUGGGUAUAGGCACAUAGAUACCGCGAGAUACUACAAGAAUGAGGACCAGGUCGGUCAGGCCAUCGAGCAAAGCGGCAUUCCGAGAGAGGAUAUCUUUGUCACUUCGAAGGUCUAUGAUCAAGAGCACGGAUACGAGAGCACCGUCCGAGCAGUGGACGAUUCCUUGCGGAAGUUUAGCUAUGAGUAUUUCGAUCUUUAUUUGAUCCAUAGCCCGCUGUCCGGGAAGCAGAGGCGCCUCGAAACCUGGCGCGCACUCAUCGACGCGAAGAAAGCCGGCAAAGUCAGGUCCAUCGGCGUGUCGAACUACUCUGGAAGGCAUAUUGAAGAGAUACGGGCCGCCGGACUGGAGAUACCCGCCGUAAACCAGAUUGAGUUGCACCCUUUCUGCCAGCAGAGACCCAUCACGAAGUACUGCGAGGAAAAUGGCAUCGUUGUCCAAGCAUACUCGCCUUUGGUUCGCGGGCGGCUCGACCAUCCUGUGCUACAACACCUGUCUAAGAAGUACAACAAAGAUACGGCCCAGAUAGCUAUCCGAUGGUCGCUUCAGCAUGGCUUCGUCCCGCUUCCCAAGUCCUCACGUCCCGAAAGAGUCUUAUCGAACUCGGAAGUGUAUGACUUCGAGCUGGACGAGGAUGACAUGGCAGCUCUGGAUGCUCUGGACAAGGGUAAGGCGGGCGCGGUGACCUGGAACCCUGUUGACGCCCCUUAAAGACUCGCGGUUUCUCUGCUCAUUCUAUGCAGGGGUUCUGUACAGUCAGCUAUGACGGGUCGUCUUGUGUAAACAAAGUGUACGUUUCAUGAAGGUGAAGCGAC
Dichomitus squalens LYAD-421 SS1 is the source of this 988-nucleotide messenger RNA. Its product is annotated as Aldo/keto reductase. The transcript has 9 exons. Gene Ontology annotation, molecular function: oxidoreductase activity. Lineage: Eukaryota; Fungi; Basidiomycota; Agaricomycetes; Polyporales; Polyporaceae. The coding region runs from base 45 to 884 and encodes 279 amino acids. The record is from RefSeq and is a predicted model, not a curated record.